Molecule: messenger RNA, 1038 nt
Organism: Zingiber officinale
Lineage: Eukaryota; Viridiplantae; Streptophyta; Magnoliopsida; Zingiberales; Zingiberaceae
Product: protein GID8 homolog
Exons: 6
Coding region: 93-815 (240 amino acids)
Biological process (GO): proteasome-mediated ubiquitin-dependent protein catabolic process
Cellular component (GO): cytoplasm; nucleus
Molecular function (GO): protein binding
Source: RefSeq, a predicted model, not a curated record
CAAUUUCAUUGAUCCUCUCGAAAUGAUAUCCUAUCCUUCUCAUUUUUCUCUUUCAAUUUUUCGUGAUAGGCCCCUGUUAAUCCGGCGAUCUCAUGUUCUACUACCUUCCUUACCGCUUUAACCCUAUUGAAGUCCCUCCGAUGUCGAAGAAGGUGAUUACGAGGGAUGAAUGGGAGAGGAAGCUUAAGGAUGUGAAGAUCACGAAGGAGGACAUGAAUAAACUCAUCAUGAACUUUCUCGUCACCGAAGGCUAUGUGGACACCGCCGAGAAGUUCCGCAUUGAAUCCGGCACCGAGCCUGGCGUUGACCUCGCCACAAUAACUGAUCGCAUGACUGUGAAGCAGGCUCUGCAAUCUGGCAAUGUGGAGGAUGCUAUCGAGAAAGUUAAUGAUUUGAAUCCUACGAUUCUAGAUACCAAUCCUCAACUGUAUUUCCAUCUGCAGCAACAGAGAUUGAUUGAGUUGAUUCGCAGUGGGAAGAUAGAAGAGGCUCUAGAGUUUGCACAGGAGGAGCUGGCUCCAAGAGGAGAAGAAAAUCAAAGUUUUCUUGAGGAGUUGGAGAAGACAGUCGCUCUCUUGGUGUUUGAAGAUGUGAAAAAUUGUCCUUAUGGUGACCUUCUAGAUGUGUCACAACGCUUGAAAACUGCAAGUGAGCUUAAUGCUGCCAUACUAACAAGCCAAAGUCAUGAGAAAGAUCCAAAGCUUCCUAGCUUGCUGAAGAAGUUGAUAUGGACUCAGAAUCAGCUGGAUGAGAAGGCUGCUUAUCCAAAAAUUAACAAUUUAACAACUGCAGCACUUGAUGAUCCAGUAGUUUGAACACGUUAAGCUUGCCUCUCAGCUAUUGGUUCAUGAAUAACUUCUGCAUUCUCUAAGUUCGGCCGGUUGGAAGGCUCGGUUAGCUUUGCUGUUGUUGGAUGUGUAAAUUAGCUGUUUUAUUUUGGAUAUUUAAGUUAUAAUUGAACUGUCAUUGUCUUAUUUGGAUAUUUAUGUCAUAAUUAUCCUUUCAAGAACUGCAUUUAGUUAAUUUGCUACUAGAUUA